GGGAUUUGUAUUUAUUCCCUUUCUAACUCUCCUACCCUCCUCAAGGCUUACCUUUGCAGGAAAAUAGAGGAAGAAAAAGAAGAAGCGCCUUUGGGUCCCACCUGAGUCCUCCAAAUGCGAGCUCAGCUUCCUAGAGAGGAUCCCAAGUGAAGGGUGUGUCGGACUGGAGAGAAAGAGAUGCCGAGGAGAGAAACACGCACGCCGUGCAAGCAUCCUCCCCGGCUUUUGUUCAUCUGAAUGCGAGUGAUCUGCCGCCUGCAAAAGGAACAAGGAAGCAGCAAAAUCGCCUUCGCCAAAUUUCCUCAUCUUGUGACCUUUCCGAAGGUGUCUGUGAAACUUGCAGAGAAGGAAUAGGGUCACCCUAUAAGGAAGUCAGGAUGGAGGAUGACGGGAGCAUGGCUUCUCUGGAAGACAAGCUGGAGAGUGAGACCUAUCAGGAGCCAAUGGUGAGAUCCUGUGACAUAACCAAGCUUGACAUGGAAAAAGAAAAACUUGGAAAUCAGAGGAGACCAAAAACUCAGAAAGGAAAUUGGUCAAGGGAUAGGAAGAACGUUGCUUCUCGGGGUGCUUAUCCCCCUGAACUUCUGAACUUGCGGUCAAAACUAUUCCAGUGUUCUCUGUGUUGGAAAAUAUGCAGAGACAAAUGGGAGUUCAAUACACACUACAGGAUCCACACAGGGGAGAAGCCAUUCAGAUGCACGGAAUGUGGAAAGGCCUUCAGUCAGAGUGGACAGCUUUCUACACACCAGAGAGUACACACAGGGGAGAAACCGUAUAAGUGCCUGGACUGUGGCAAGAGCUUCUCUCAUAGUAGCGUUUUACGUUCACAUCAAAGAACUCACACGGGGGAGAAACCCUAUGUUUGCAUAGAGUGUGGUAAGUGUUUCAGUCAGAGCUCAAACUUGCGGUCACAUAUAAAAACCCACACAGAGGAGAAACCAUAUAAAUGCAUGUAUUGUGGGAAGAGCUUCAGCCAGAGCUCACAUCUUAAUUCCCAUCAAGUAACCCACACAGACGAAAAACCGAAAAAAUGCUUAGAAUGUGGAAAGAGCUUCUCUUCUAGCCAGUCAUUGCGCUCACAUGUAAAAACUCACACCGGAGAGAAACCAUAUAGUUGCAUGGAGUGCGGUAAGAGCUUCAGCUGGAGCGGACAUCUGCUCGCACAUCUCCGAACUCACACGGGGGAGAAGCCAUACCCGUGUAUGGAAUGUGGGAAGAGCUUCAGCCAGAGUGGAAAUCUGCGCUCACACCAAAGAACCCACACAGGAGAGAAACCCUACAAAUGCAUAGAAUGCGGAAAGAGCUUCUGUCAGAGUGCACACCUACACACCCACCAAAAAACUCACACGGGAGAGAAAUCGUAUAUAUGCACGGAAUGUGGAAAGAGCUUCAGGGAAAGCGGGCACCUCCAUUUACACCUGAGGACUCACACAGGGGAAAAAGCGUAUCAGUGCAUGGAGUGUGGGAAAAGGUUCAGCCAGAGUUCACAUCGACGUACUCAUCAGAAAACCCAUAUGAGGAACAAAACAUGAAUAUGCCUGUCAUUUUCAUGUUUAUGAAUUAUUAUUGACACAAAGACAUAGUCUGACACAGCAAACAAGAUCUAUAUGCUGGAUUUUGUAUCACAAAAUCACAAGUCGAACACUUCCCAAGCGUCUAGGACUGUGUGAUGUAAUUUCGGAUGAUGCGUACAGGUCCCAGUAAGGUGGCCUUUUGCACUUGACAGAUGGUAAUUUUGUCAAUGUUUAUUGUUUCCAAAUGCUGGCUGAGAUCUUUUGGCACGGCACCACUGGGACCACCUGUACUGGUUUAUGCCAGAGCAUUUGCAGUUCGAUCUUGAGGUCCUGAUAACGCCUGAGUUUUUCCUGUUGUUUUUCAUCAGUCCGACUGUCACCUUUUAUAACAUUUUUCUUUUCCACAACCGUGAGGUCUGAUGUGUUGUGUUCCAAAACUUUGUCUGCCUGGAUUCAAGACUAUCUUGAAGAAAAGAGCAUCAUGCUAGAUGAAUAGAAAGGCAACGAACAGACAAGCAGGGGCACAAAAGACCGGUUAUUAAUUGACAAAAUGAUUCUGGAGAACUGUAAAAGCCAAAAAAACUAAUCUCCAUGUGACGUGGAUUGACUACAACAAGGCCUUUGACUCACUCCCACACAGCUGGAUCAUCAAGUGCCUGGAUGCCAUCGGGAUUUGUAAAAAGGUUGGCACUUUUAUUGAAAAUAUGAUGGAGCACUGGAAAACAGUUCAGUUUGUUGAAAAUGAAAGCUACGGACUUGUCAACAUCAGAAGAGGAAUUUUCCAGGGAGACUCACUAUCCCCACUGCUUUUCAUUAUUGCCAUGAUCCCUCUGUCAACUAUUAUUAUUAUUAUUAUUAUUAUUAUUAUUAUUAUUAUUAUUAUUAUAUUUAUUCACAACAUUUCUACCCCACCCUUCUCACCCGAGGGGACUCAGGGCGGCUUAAAAACAACAGACAAAAUUCAAUGCCAAACAGAUCAAUAAAAACAGCAACACAUUUAAAGCAUUAACAAUAAUCCAUAAAAUACAUUAGUCAAACUUAAAACAUAUAGUUACUUAAAACAUAUAGUUACCAUUCUUCCAAGGAACCAUUGCACAUAAACCUAAGUUUAUACUUUGGUUUAUCUUUCCUGAAGGAGAUACUACAGACAGCAACUAUAUAGGUUCUCCACAUCUUCAGGGUUGACCCUAGACUCCUGUGAAAAAAACCAUUAAUACUAAUUUUUUUAAUCCUGAGGAAACACCUCUUGAGGAAUCUCUAGAUCCUCCAGAUCUAUUCUAGGGUCAUGGGUCAUGUUGACCGUAGAGUGGAGCUGGAAGAUCGUGAAAUUCUGAGAGAAAACAUAAUAAUGAAAUUCACACGAUAAACACUUGGGGUGUGUACAUUCAUUAUUAGAAGGACAAUGACUUACCGUAUAUACUCGAGUACAAGCCGAUUCGAAUAUAAGCUGAGGCGUCUAAUUUUACCACAUAUAACUGGGAAAAUUUAUUGACUUGAGUAUAAGACGAGGGUGGGAAAUAAAGCAGCUACUAGUACAACCCUAAACGGUUUCUAGUACAGUAUGGUUCCGGCCCAGUCUGCCUGUCCAAAUGUCCCCUUAUGAACCACCUUGAAGUCUAAGAUCAUCUGGGGAGGCUCUACUCUUGGUCCCACCUUCUUUGCAAGCUCGAUUGUAAGGACGAAAGAUAGGGCCUUCUCAGUUGUGGAGCUCCCUUCCAAGUGCUAUUCGAUCAGCCCCCUCCCUCCUGGCCUUCAGAAAGAGGGUUUUUUCGUGUCAGGAGCCACCGGAGUUGCUUCUGGAGUGAGAGAAUUGGCCGUCUGCAAGGACGUUGCCCAGGGGAUGCCCAGAUGUUUUGAUGUUUUACCAUCCUUGUGGGAGGCUUCUCUCAUGUCUCCACAUGGAGCUGGAGCUGAUAGAGGGAGCUCAUCCACACUCUCCUCGAGUGGGAUUCGAACCUGGCAGCUUCCAGGUCAGCAACCCAACCUUCAAGUCACAAGGCUUUUAUCCCCUAGGCUACCGGAGGCUCCUAGAAAGAGAGAUAAAACUUGGUUUUGGGAGCAGGCCUUUGAGAAACAGUACAGUGCAUCAAAUUUACUGGAAAUCGUGCAAUUGAUUAUGGAACGGCUUUAGACCUUGCCUUUGGGUGACGUGUCUCAACAUUGGAUUGUGUCUUUUAACUAUGUUUUUAUGUAUGUUCAAUUUUAAUUUAAUCUUAUUUCAUGUUUUAGGCACUAUGACAUUUGUAAGCCGCCUUGAGUCCCCCCCAGGGGUAGAGAAAGGUGGGAUAUAAAUAUGGUAAAUAAAUAAAUAGUACAUUUCAAAAAUAAAAAUAGAUACCAAUAGAAUUACAUUGAUUGAGGCAUCAGUAAGUUCAAUGUUUUGGAAUACAGUAGAGUCUCACUUAUCCAACAUAAACGGGCUGGCAGAACGUUGGAUAAGCGAAUAUGUUGGAUAAUAAGGAGGGAUUAAGGAAAAGCCUAUUAAACAUCAAAUUAAGUUAUGCUUUUACUAAUUAAGCACCAAAACAUCAUAUUAGACCACAAAUUUGACAGAAAAAGUAGUUCAAUACGCAGUAAUGCUAUGUAGAAAUUACUGUAUUUACAAACUUGGCACCAAAAUAUCACGAUGUAUUGAAAACAUUGACUACAAAAAAGCGUUGGAUAAUCCAGAACGUUGGAUAAGCGAGCGUUGGAUAAGUGAGACUCUACUGUAAUCAGAGUUGGACAGUCUUAUCUUAUUGUAUUCUUAUUAUCUUAAAUUAGUUUAAGCAAAAAUGUUGGAUAAUAAGGAGGGAUUAAGAAAAAACCUAUUAAAUGUCAAAUUACGUUUUGAUUUUACAAAUUAAGCACCAAAAUAUCAUGCUUUACAACAAACUUACAGAAAAAGCAGUUCAAUACACCGUAAUGUUAUGCAGUAAUUAUUGUAUUUACGAAUUUAGCACCAAAACAUUGCAAUGUAUUGAAAACAUUGACUACAAAAACACUGACUACUAAAAGGCAGACUGCGUUGGAUAAUACAGAACGUUGGAUAAGCGAGACUCUACUGUACCUAUAUACUCAAGUACAAGCCAACCAGGACCCUCACUCGAAUAUAAGCCGAGUGGGGUUUUUUCAGCCCUUAAAAUAUCUGAAAAAACUCGGCUUAUACUUGAGUAUAUACGGUAUAUAACAUGCUACUACCAAAGCUAUUAUUGCUAUGACUUCCACAACGAAUACUUUCAACAAUGCAAAUUGGAUAACUUGGACUGGGUCUACACUGCCAAACAAUGCAGUUUGAAUUGUGUUGUGGUGUCAAUCCAAUCCAGGAGGAUAAGCCAAUCCCAGGAGGACUUUCCUUGGAAAUUAUUUUUGCUAUAGUAAAAACGUGUUUAAUUUACAUGGAUGCAGCAUUCAAAGGCAAUGAAUGCACAAAAUCCUCUUUGCAAGGGUAAGACUAUUAUCGAGUGCCAUGUGAUUAUGUAAUGAAAGUUGUCUAGGCUGUUUAGUUUCUUGGCAAGUUCCGGAAAUAGGUUAUUUAUUUAAAUUAUUUUUAUUUCUACUUCAUAAUCCAUUUUGCUACUGUUAUGAAUCAUAAUGUAAAUAUCUGAUAUACAGGGUAUGUUUUCAUUCAUUGGACCACAUUUCGCACAAAUAUCCGAUACACCCAAAUUUGAAUACUGGUGGGGUUGGUUUUGUCAUUUGGGAGUUGUAGUUGCUGGGAUUUAUAGUUAACCUACAAUCAAAGAGCAUUCUGAACUCCACCAACAAUGGAACUGAACCAAACUUGGCACACAGAACUCUUAUCUAUAUAUAUAAAAGAGUGAUGGAAUCCUGGCGACCGCCAAAACAACAAAACUAAACACCCCACAACCUCGAAAAUUGACAACACAACCCCUCAUCCAUGCCUCUACGUUCAUACAACAAAAAGAAAAGAAAAAUAAAGUACUAAUUAGAGGGAGAGGAAUAAUUGUUUUUAUCCAAUUGCUGCCAGUUAGAAGGAUAAGCUCCGCCCACUUGGUCUCCUAGCAACCCACUCACCCAGGGACAGGCAGAGUAAGGCCUCACUUAGGCCUCUUCCACACUGCCUAUAAAAUACAAAUUAUCAGAUUUUAACUGGAUUAGUUGGCAGUGUAGACUCAAGGCCCUUCCACACAGCUAUAUAACCCAUUUAUUAUCUGCUUUGCACUGGAUUAUCUGGACUCCACACCUUUACCCUUUACCCUAACUACCACCAAUUCCCCAAUACUUUAUUUCCCAUCCCACCAUACUUCGCCACAGCAAUGCAUGGCUGGGCACAGCUAGUGAUCAUAGAAAAUACUGAAAGGGUUUGGUGGGCAUUGACCUCGAGUUUUGGAGUUGUAGUUCACCUGCAUCCAAAGGGCACUUUGGACUCCAAACAAUGAUGGAUCUGGACCAAACUUGUCACAAAUACUCAAUAUGCCCAAAUGUGAACACUGGUGGAGUUUGGGUAAAAUAGACCUUAACAUUUAGGAGUUGUAAUUGCUGGGAUUUAUAGUUCACCUACGAUCAAGGAGCCCCUUGAACCCCACCAACGAUAGAAUUGGGCCAAACUUCCCACAUAGAACCCCCAUGACAAUAGAAAAUACUAGAAGGAUUUGGGUUCCUAAGACCAUCAGAAAUAUGUGAUAAUUAUAGGUUAUUUUCCACAUACCCAGUAUGUUCCAUACGUUCUACCCUGAUUCAAUCCAGAAGCUGGUCAUUUCUCGAGGACAAGAAGUGAAAUAGUUAAGCUAUAUGUGAACAAGCAUUCAUUGAUUUCUAUAUUGGUGUUAAAACUUUGCGUAAAGGACACCGAGACAUUAAAAUAAAAGUUAAAGUGACUCCA
This is a messenger RNA of Anolis carolinensis (green anole), 6339 nucleotides long. Its product is annotated as zinc finger protein 239. Gene Ontology annotation, biological process: regulation of transcription by RNA polymerase II. Lineage: Eukaryota; Metazoa; Chordata; Lepidosauria; Squamata; Anolidae. Gene Ontology annotation, molecular function: RNA polymerase II cis-regulatory region sequence-specific DNA binding; DNA-binding transcription factor activity. The transcript is spliced from 4 exons. Bases 378 to 1532 code for a protein of 384 amino acids. The record is from RefSeq and is a predicted model, not a curated record.